This is a messenger RNA of Quercus lobata, 517 nucleotides long. RefSeq names its product transcription initiation factor IIE subunit alpha-like. NCBI's taxonomy places the organism in Eukaryota, Viridiplantae, Streptophyta, Magnoliopsida, Fagales, Fagaceae. The annotation marks the transcript as partial. Gene Ontology annotation, cellular component: transcription factor TFIIE complex. The record is from RefSeq and is a predicted model, not a curated record. Gene Ontology annotation, biological process: transcription initiation at RNA polymerase II promoter. The transcript is spliced from 4 exons.
ACCCGUGACUUGUCGCUUUGGGUGGAAGACAUUUGCCAUUACAAUAAGGCCCGAUCUCUAGCACUCCUAAAGACAGCUAAGGGUGCGAAGAUAUAUAGUGCUGUUGUAGCUGCUAUAGCUGAUGGUCAUCCUCUAAAAGAGGGGGAAGAAAAGGUCAAGAUGCACACUCAUUCCUACUGUUGUUUGGAUUAUGCUCAGAUCUAUGACGUCGUCAGGUACAGAUUGCACCGUAUGAAGAAAAAACUGAAAGAUGAAUUGGACAACAAGAAUACAGUUCAGGAGUAUAUAUGCCCCAACUGUGGGAAAAGGUACACUGCAUCAUUACAGUUGAUUUCUAUGGAGGAUGAAUUUUUUCAUUGUGAAAGUUGUAAUGGAGAACUUGUGGCUGAGAGUGACAAGUUAGCUGCUCAAGAAGGAGGAGAUGGAGAUGACAAUGCAAGAAGGCGAAGGUGUGAAAAGUUAAAGGACAUGCUUCAAAACUUUUAGUAUUUCAACCAAUAUUACUUAACAUUGUUAG